GCAGCUGUGUCUCCAGCACCCAGAGCAGAGCCUGCACCCAGCAUUUGCUGAAGAAAUAUUUGACUCCUAGGGGGAGAAGUGGAAAGGGCGCUACCUCCAGGGUUCCUGGGUCCUCCCCAGCCCACAAGGCAGCUGGCAGCCGGCCGCCACCAGCGCUGCGCCGAGCCCGGGAGUCGCCGAGCCCCACAACCAUCCUGUGCGGGCGCCCUCGUAGCAGACCGGCCUCCCCGGGAUGAGGAGCCGCCCGGGCCUGCGCCAGCCGCGGGCCGGCCUCUGCCUGCUCCUGGCCGCCCUGCAGCUUCUGCCCGCCACGCAGGCCGGGGACCCUGUGGAUGUCCUCAAGGUCCUGGGUGUGCGUGGGGACCAGGCGGGGGUCCCCCAGGGGCCUGGCUUGUGCCCCCAGCGGGCUCCCGAGGGUGACCGGGCAUUCAGAGUGGGCAAGGCCAGCACACCCAGUGUCCCCACGAGGGAGCUCUUUCCUGAUGGGCACUUUCCCGUGAACUUCUCGGUGCUGGUCACUCUACGGGCCCAGGUGGCCAACCAGUCUGUCCUCCUCUCUGUCUAUGACGAGAAGGGCACCCGGCAGCUGGGCCUGGCGCUAGGGCCCACGCCGGGGCUCCUCGGCCACACCUUCAGUCCCCUUCCCCAGCAGGCCAACCUGGCGGAUGGCAGGUGGCAUCGCCUGGCCGUCAGUGUAGAUGGUGACAUGGUGACACUGGUGGCUGACUGUGAGGCUCAGCCUCCUCUGUUCAGCCGAGGACCUUGGUCCAUCAGCACCUCUGGCCUCACUGUGCUGGGGACCCAGGAUAUCGAAGAGGAGACUUUUGAGGGAGAUGUCCAGGAGCUGCUGAUCAGCCCAGACCCUCAGGCCGCCUUCCAGGCCUGUGACCAGUACCUGCCUGGCUGUGACAGCCCAGGUCCCACGGCCACAGGGCACCCCCAGGGUGACCCAGAGACCCCUCCUCCUCGACGAAAGGGCAAGGGAAAAGGAAAGAAAAAAGGGCAGGGUCGAAAGGGGAAAGGCAGGAAGAAGAAGAACAAGGAAAACCUGAGUCCCAGUCCCCCUCCUGGGUCCCCAGAGAGCCAGGCUGCCACUGACGUCCCCCAGCCCGAGUCACCUGUUCCAAACUCUCCUGCGACUCCCACGCCUGUGGUCCUCACCUCUGCUGUCACCCUUGGCCACAACGUCACCGUCCUAGAGGGGGAACUGGAGCCUGAAGGUGGAACCCAGCUCAGAACCCCAGACGUGGAGGCAGCCGGAGAGGAGGAAGAAGGAAGGGGCUCCACCAUGGGCCCAAAAUUCCGGGCAGCAGAACAGCCUUUUCAGACUGAGUUCCAGAUCUUCCCUGGUGCCGGAGAGAGGGGAGAGAAGGGAGCAAAGGGUGAACCUGCUGUCAUUGAACAGGGGCAGAAAUUUGAGGGACCUCCAGGAGCCCCAGGACCCCAGGGGGUAGCUGGUCCCUCAGGCCCCUCUGGGCCCCCGGGAUUCCCCGGGGACCGUGGUCCACCGGGCCCCGCUGGCCUCCCAGGAAUCCCCGGCAUGGAUGGAGUCCGGGGUCCCCCGGGCACAGUGAUCAUGAUGCCGUUCCAGUUCGCAGGCGGCUCCAUGAAGGGGCCCCCAGUGUCCUUCCAGCAGGCCCAGGCCCAGGCUGUGCUGCAGCAGACCCAGCUGUCCAUGAAAGGCCCCCCUGGCCCAGUGGGGUUCACAGGACGCCCAGGGCCUGUGGGUCUCCCAGGAUACCCAGGACUGAAAGGUGAACCAGGGGAAACAGGGCCACAGGGUCCCCGAGGGCUGCAGGGACCUCCUGGGCCCCCUGGCAGAGAGGGCAAGCGGGGCCGCUCCGGAGCAGAUGGGGCGCGGGGCAUGCCGGGAGACACAGGGCCCAAGGGCGACCGGGGCUUUGACGGCCUCCCGGGGGUGCCCGGAGAGAAGGGACAGAGGGGUGACUUUGGCCUCGUGGGCCAACCAGGCCCCCCGGGAGAGGAUGGCCGCAAAGGAGUAGAGGGGCCACCGGGGCCCACUGGCCAGGCUGGGGAGCCGGGCCCUCGAGGUCUGAUUGGCCCCCGAGGCUCCCCUGGCCCCUUGGGACGCCUGGGUGUCACCGGAAGUGAUGGAGCUCCUGGUGCCAAAGGCAAUGUGGGUCCGCCUGGAGAUCCAGGGCCACCCGGACAGCAGGGAAACCACGGGGCCCAGGGAAUUCCUGGCCCCCAGGGACCCAUCGGCAACCCGGGGGUGAAGGGUCCCCCCGGAAACCCAGGCAUCCCAGGUUCCCCAGGAGCUGAUGGCCCUCUGGGUCACCCAGGCCAGGAGGGUCCCACAGGAGAGAAAGGGGCCCAGGGACCACCAGGCUCGGCAGGGCCUCCAGGCUACCCUGGACCCCGGGGCGUGAAGGGUACCUCAGGCAAUCGAGGCCUCCAAGGAGAAAAAGGAGAGAGGGGAGAGGACGGCUUCCCUGGCUUCAAGGGCGACGUGGGCCCCAAAGGCGAUUGGGGACAACCAGGACCCCCUGGCCCCCGAGGAGAGGAGGGUCCUGAGGGGCUGAAGGGGCCGGAGGGGCUGGCGGGCGAGGAGGGGCCCCUGGGCACAGCUGGGGAGAAGGGCAAUCUUGGUGUGCCCGGUCUCCCAGGAUACCCAGGACGUCCAGGACCUAAGGGAUCUAUUGGAUUUCCCGGGCCCUUGGGACCAUUAGGAGAGAAGGGAAAGCGGGGCAAGGCAGGCCAGCAGGGGCAGGAAGGAGAGAGAGGACCACCUGGCUCUCGUGGAGAGAGAGGGCAGCCAGGGGCAACAGGACAGCCAGGCCCCAAGGGUGAUGUGGGCCAGGACGGGUCCCCAGGAAUCCCUGGAGAAAAGGGCCUCCCUGGACUGCAGGGUCCCCUAGGAUUCCCUGGGCCGAAGGGCCCCCCUGGUCCCCAGGGAAAAGAGGGGGCACCAGGGCACCCUGGACAGAGAGGAGAAUUGGGCUUCCAAGGUCAGACGGGCCCACCUGGACCAGCAGGUGUCUUGGGUCCUCAGGGAAAGAUAGGGGAUGCUGGACCCCUGGGUGAGAGGGGCCACCCCGGCCCCCCUGGGCCUCCUGGUGAACAUGGGCUCCCGGGCCCGGAAGGCGGAGAAGGAGCCAAGGGGGAGCCAGGACCCUUAGGACCCACUGGGAAGGAGGGGCCGCCUGGACUGAGAGGCCCCACUGGGCCCAAAGGAGGCCCUGGGGACCCCGGACCCCCUGGAUUGAAGGGCGACAAAGGUCCCCCUGGUCCUGUUGGGGCCAAUGGCUCCCCUGGCGAGCGGGGUCCCCUGGGCCCAUCAGGCGGCAUUGGGCUCCCUGGCCAAAGUGGUAGCCAAGGCCCGGCGGGUCCUGCGGGUGAGAAGGGGUCCCCGGGAGAACGUGGCGCACCGGGCCCCACUGGAAAGGAUGGGGUCCUGGGGCCCCCUGGGCUUCAGGGACCCCCUGGAGCUGCUGGGCCUGUGGGCGAAGAGGGUGACAAGGGGGAAGUGGGUGCCCCCGGCCACAAGGGCAGCAGAGGCAACAAGGGAGAUGCGGGUCCACCUGGACCGACAGGCAUAAGGGGUCCCUCAGGACACCCAGGAACCCCGGGAGCUGAUGGAGCUCAGGGACGCCGGGGACCCCCAGGCCUCUUUGGGCAGAAAGGAGAUGAUGGAGUCCGAGGCUUCACGGGGGUGAACGGGCCCCCUGGCCCUCAAGGAUUGCCAGGCCCUCCCGGAGAAAAGGGGGAGGUUGGAGACGUGGGGUCUAUGGGUCCCCAUGGAGCCCCAGGCCCUCGAGGUCCCCAUGGCCCCAGUGGAUCAGAGGGUCCACCAGGGCUUCCUGGGGGUGUUGGUCAGCCAGGCGCCGUGGGUGAGAAGGGUGAGCCAGGUGAUGCUGGGGACCCUGGACCCCCAGGACCCCCAGGAAUUCAUGGGCCCAAAGGUGAAGUUGGUGAAAAGGGAGACUCAGGCCCAUCUGGGGCUGCUGGACCCCCAGGCAAGAAAGGUCCUCCUGGAGAGGAUGGACCCAAAGGGAACAUGGGCCCUACAGGGAUGGCUGGAGAUCUAGGACCCCCAGGAGACCCUGGGCCGGUGGGAACAGAUGGCUCUCCGGGGGCAAAGGGAGACCCUGGUGAUGUUGGGGCCCCGGGGCCGCCUGGUGCUUCUGGGGAACCUGGCACCCCGGGACCCCCUGGAAAGAGGGGUCCCUCAGGCCGCCUGGGUCAAGAAGGCAGAGAAGGGGCCAAAGGUGCCAAGGGUGAGCCGGGUCCUGAUGGGCCCCCAGGGAGGACAGGCCCCGUGGGGGCGCAAGGGCCCCCUGGACGUGCAGGGCCCGAGGGCCUUCAGGGGAUCCCCGGCCCUGUGGGAGAGCCAGGCCUUCUGGGACCCCCGGGCCUGAUGGGCCCUCCAGGCCCCCUGGGCCCCCCUGGCCUCCCAGGGCUGAAGGGAGACGCUGGCCCAAAGGGGGAGAAGGGCCAUAUCGGACUGCAAGGCCUCAUCGGUCCCCCUGGGGAGGCCGGCGAGAAGGGGGACCGGGGCCUUUCAGGUGUGCCGGGCUCCCAUGGCCUCCAGGGAGACCCUGGUUCCCCUGGUCCUAAGGGCUCUGUGGGCCACCCUGGGGCCCCUGGCGUGGUGGGCCCUGUGGGACUGAAAGGCUCCAAAGGGUCCCCGGGCUCCCUUGGUCCUCCUGGCGACACUGGGCCCCCAGGUCCUCCCGGCCCCCCGGGACCCCCGGGCGAGUUCCCGGGGCUGCGCAGCCGCAGACGCCGCCGCCGCGCAGUCCCCGAGGGCGGCCUGGAGGAGGUUCUGGCCUCGCUGGCGUCGCUGAGCGCAGAGCUGGAGCAGCUGCAGCGACCUCCGGGCACCGCCGAGCGCCCGGGCCUCGUGUGCCACGAGCUGCAGCGAAAUCAUCCGCACCUGCCCGACGGCGAUUACUGGAUCGACCCCAACCAGGGCUGUGCGCGGGAUGCGCUCAGGGUUUUCUGCAACUUCACGGCAGGAGGCCAGACCUGCCUGUACCCCGACAAGAGAUUUGAGACGGUGAAGCUGGCCUCCUGGUCCAAGGAGAAGCCCGGAAGCUGGUACAGCACCUUUCGGCGGGGGAAGAAGUUCUUCUACGUGGAUGCCGACGGGGCCCCAGUGAACGUGGUUCAGCUGAACUUCCUGAAACUGCUGAGUGCCACGGCCGAGCAGCGCUUCACCUUCUCCUGCCAGAACUCAGCCGCGUGGCUGGAUGAAGCUGCAGGCAACCACGGCCGCUCCGUCCGCUUCCUGGGGACCAAUGGCGAGGAGGUGUCUGUCAACCAGACAGUGGCGGCCACCGUUGAGGUCCCCUACGAUGGCUGUCGGUUUCGAAAGGGACAGGCGAAGACUGUCCUGCAACUUCGCUCUUCCUGGCCGGGCUUUCUGCCCCUGCUGGAUGUGGCAGCCAUGGACUUCGGCCAGGCAAACCAGAAGUUUGGGUUUGAACUGGGCCCUGUCUGCUUCAGCAGCUGAGCGCCUAGGGGUGGGAGGGCGUGAAGGAGCCCCAUGCGGGGCGUAUUUGGUGCUGAGGCUCGAAGCCACCUAUUUAUCAUCUCCUGGGACUCUAGAGCCAGGCGAUGGGACUCUGCUUGUCACAGUCACACGUGUGCCUUGUCACUUCUGAGGGGGUGGCAGGAGAUGGACCCCCCACACUGGCCUGAGGGCCCAGCUCUGGGUAGCGUCGCUGCAGUCUGGCUCUUUCUGUCCCCGACCCUCUGUCAGAGCUCCUGUCCCCACCCCGGAGCCCCCAUGCAAUGAGCUUCUAACCCCGAGCCAAUGGAUGCCCCGUGCCCCGCCCUCCACUCGUGCCCUUCGGUGCUACCCUGUCCCCCAUAGUUAAGCACUGGAUGUCCACUGGCGCCAAGCUGGGACCCCUGCUCACCCCAUUCCCAGAUGGGAUCUCGGUGAAGGGACUGAGUCGGACUCUGCACCCCCGGCCCCUACCCACCCCCGUCUCCCGAGCUCGCCUUGCUCUGCCAGGUGUUGGGACCGAGAGGGUGGUGUUGAAUCAGGAUCCUAAUGGUGCUGCCCUAUUUAUCCCUGGGUCUGUAUGAAAGGGAAAAAUCCCCUCUGUUGUGUAUUUAAUCUGCUUCCUCCUUCGGGAAGGCUGGGAUAGGAUGAUAGGAUGAGAGAGAUUCCAGCACCCCCUUUGACCCCAUUUCUCCCCCAUUCCCCAGACCAUAGUGCAAAAUUGGCUUCUCAAGUCUGAGAAUAAACCAGUGAACUGUG
Messenger RNA from Heterocephalus glaber (naked mole-rat), 6232 nucleotides. RefSeq names its product collagen type V alpha 3 chain (gene Col5a3). NCBI's taxonomy places the organism in Eukaryota, Metazoa, Chordata, Mammalia, Rodentia, Bathyergidae. The record is from RefSeq and is a predicted model, not a curated record. Gene Ontology annotation, molecular function: extracellular matrix structural constituent conferring tensile strength. Gene Ontology annotation, biological process: extracellular matrix organization.